Strongylus vulgaris is the source of this 162-nucleotide messenger RNA. The record is from the annotation of a GenBank genome assembly. Lineage: Eukaryota; Metazoa; Nematoda; Chromadorea; Rhabditida; Strongylidae.
AUGACGAUGAUGGCAAGAUCUCGAGGAUUGGACCAUCAACAGCAUAUUGGGCGUAGAAGGACCACCGGCUGGCCCACCCAGCUGAAUGUGGUUUUGCUGUUCGUGGUAGGGCCACCAUGGGAUGCGGGGCCUCUGAUGAGCGCUGCACCCCCCUGCAAGGGG